Phytomonas sp. Hart1 is the source of this 396-nucleotide messenger RNA. NCBI's taxonomy places the organism in Eukaryota, Euglenozoa, Kinetoplastea, Trypanosomatida, Trypanosomatidae. The record is from the annotation of a GenBank genome assembly.
AUGGAUGCACAAAAAUAUAAAGAGAGAAUUCUAGGUCGCUUUGAUACUGUUGUUAGAUAUUUUUGGGAUGGGCUUCCCAUACCGCCGUUUGUUUGCUCAAAAGAUGACCCUUCCCGAGGAAGCUUUACAAUUCGAACUCUCGGUUACUCCCCUGAUUACAGCAGGGAAACCUUAGAUAUUUCUCUUGAUUCAAUUGAAAACGAAUCUCUAAACUUUCAACCACUUAGUAAUCGUGAGCCUAUUACUACUUCUAUGAGUGCACGUAUUGGCUCUCAUUAUUCACCAUAUGUUGGAUUUUUCUCAUUCAAAAAGAUUUCUACAUCACCGACCAAAGCUAAUACCCUUUACAGCGAAUUAGAAUUCCUGUUGAACACUGUGAGGAUGAAUGUGAGAUAA